AGAAAAGGAAGAUCAGAACAGUGGCUGGUCGAUUUAAAAACCUUUCUAUUCAAUUCUGUAAACCCAUAAAUGAACCUUGUAUAGGAAAUCAACUGUUAUGGAGUUCUUAACGGGUUGUCUCCUUAAACCAUUUAGAUGAAAAUAAUGUAAUGAAGCUAAAAAAAAUCCUAACCUUUGGUUUAGUCUUAAAGAUAGCGAUAGUAAUAUAGAGUCAACUGCGCUUAGAAACACUUAAAAUUCUUUCAAAAUAAAAUGCUACAGAAGUUUGGCGUUAACAGGAUAUUUUAGCCUGGCCAGCCCUGCCAAUGCUCCUGUGUAGAACAGACAGGGCGAGUCUUGCAGUAUUUUUCUGUUUUAGCAAAAAUCACAAAUGAGUCUGAGAAAGUCUAAUUCUAUCCAUUAAGUGGUUAAUUAUUCAAAGGCACUGUGCUGAUGUGUUGACUAUUCCAUAAAAGUGAAAAUAUGGCAAAUUUAAGAUUUCAGAGGCUAACUAAGUGCUGUAAUCACAGUCUGCUAUAUAAAACACAAUGUUAAAUAAUUGUGAGCCAAACAAGAAGAAAUGGGGUAAAUAAUUUUACUUUCAUGUAUGCUAUUUGUAGAAAAUAUGUUAAUAUUUACCAGACUGUCAUUAGCCAAAGCUAAAUAUAUUCUAUACAUUCACAUGUAUAGGGUGGCUUUCCAUGCUAGGCAGCCCUACGGAUUCACCCCCAUUUUCAAUAGCUUAUUUGAGAGAAAUCAUUUUAUUCAAGGAAAAGCCCAGUUAUCAUGGAAAACUUCCUGAGUAUUGUAUUGAUGUUUCUGUUAUUUUCUCGCACUAUGCUGGUUGUUAUUGAAUUUUUAUAUAUUUUCUUUUUCUGCUCAGUUUACGCGUUAAAUUCAUUGACAUAAAUACACUUUUAAAAUGAUGCUUUUUUAUUUUGAAAUGUGGCUUGAUUCUGGAUUCUCUUGUUGGCUCUUCCUUCUUCCAUCUCAGGAACGUUGCUAAGCUGAGUCCCAUCUGUCCCGCUCUGAACUUGAGACAGUUCUCCACUCCUUCAUCUCCUCACGCUUAGACUACUGUAACUCCUUUCACGUGUCUGAGUAGAACCUCCCUGAACCAUCUACAGGUGGUUCAGAACGCCUGUGCUCGGCUUCUGACCAAGUCCUCCAAACACACCCACAUCACCCCGCUUCUCCAGCUUCACUGGCUGCCAGUCAACUUCAGGGUUCAUUUCAAGAUCCUGGUUCUGGUCUAUAGGGCCUUACAUGGACAAGCACCAUCUUACAUUGGUGAUCUUCUUAGUCCCUACACCCCCAGCAGGUCCCUGAGGUCCAGUGAUCAAAGCCUACUGGUUGUGCAGCACCAGGCUAAAGGUCAAAGGUGACAGAUCAUCUGCUGCUGUGGCCCUCAGACUCUGGAACUCUCUCCCCCUGAGCCUGAGAUCAGUGGACUCAGUGGUCUCCUUUAAAAAGCAGCUGAAGACUCACUUGUUCAAGCUGGUUUUUGUAUGACCUUCUUCACUACUCUCUUUAUUCUGCUCUCCCCACCUAUUCCGCCUUCCUCAGGAUCCACUGAUUUCCCUCUUUCCUGUUCUCUCUCUCUCUUUCUUAACAUUUUUAUUCACAAUUGUCUAUUUUUUGCUUAUUUCAAAUAUAUUUUUAAUCAUUUUCUAAAUUCGUUUUUAUAUUUUUUGUUUUUGUGAAGUGCCUCGUGAUUUUUUAUCUUGAGAGGCGCUUUAGAAAUGAUAUUUUCUUCUUCUUGAAAGUGUUGGACUUCCUGAAGGGGCGGGGCGUAAUCAGCAGGACGUCCGGUCGCGUUCAAAAGAAAACAGUUGUACGGGGAAAUGUGAGGACUUAAGUAAAUGUGGUUUAAAAUGGGACUUUCUCUUUGAAGGAUUGAAUCUGUGGAAGCGUUAGUGUCGCGGUCCUUCUCCCCCGAACAGGUAAACUCGAUAAGCAGGUCAGCGCUGCAGUCGGCUCGCACCGAGGUGGGCGUCCUCUGGUCGGUGUCUCACCGGAGUGAGUUACCGGUGAGGUGGCAGGCACCUGUGGUUUUGCUCCAGGUGUGUCUCCAUGGCAAAUCCAGCAUGGCUGGAGUCCUCCCUGCGGCGCUCAGGCCGACUGGGUCUGGAGGUGCUGGAGCGAGCCUCCGGACGGUGUGUGGACUGGACCAGCACUGGGGCAUCCCAGACCCCCACUGCUUCUGAUGAAAUUACUCACCCAACAGUGAAGAGAACCCGCUCUGAGCUGGAUGAUGCCUUUGCAACCAUCACCGAGUUCAUGGCACAAACAACCCGUCGUUGUAAGGAGUUUUAUGAGUGUGGACGGUGCAAAGAGCCCAGUGAUGCUGAGAAGACCCACGUGUCCAGGUUCCACAUGUGUCCUGGAGCUGGGUGGACAUCAGCACUGCCGACCAGGAAACAUGGCCACGUUUCCUCAGCAAAGGAAGAUUUUUACAUUGAGGUGUCUCCUGGGACGUAUGCCGUCACUGCUAGUCUACCGGAGUCUCAGCAGCAGACUCAUCUGGUUAGAGUUAAAGCUGGAGAGAGCUUCCAGCUCACCUUUAACCUCUGACCCCUGACUGGUCCCUUCUCAGAUCUAAAAUCAAAUCUGACCAAUGCUAAAGCUGCCUCUUUGUUUUUAUUGCACAUACUUUUGCACCCAGUUUUGUUUUAUUUGCUUCACAUUGAAAACCUAUAAUUAUGUCAUGUGCGUAUUAUACAUAGUACUACCUGCACUAUGCCUCAUCCGUGUUUCAUAAUAAAGUAUUUUUAAAGAA
Molecule: messenger RNA, 2758 nt
Organism: Nothobranchius furzeri (turquoise killifish)
Lineage: Eukaryota; Metazoa; Chordata; Actinopteri; Cyprinodontiformes; Nothobranchiidae
Gene: akip1
Product: A kinase (PRKA) interacting protein 1
Biological process (GO): regulation of non-canonical NF-kappaB signal transduction
Cellular component (GO): nucleoplasm
Source: RefSeq, a predicted model, not a curated record